Colias croceus (clouded yellow) is the source of this 1097-nucleotide messenger RNA. RefSeq lists its product as uncharacterized. The coding region runs from base 1 to 978 and encodes 325 amino acids. The transcript is spliced from 2 exons. NCBI's taxonomy places the organism in Eukaryota, Metazoa, Arthropoda, Insecta, Lepidoptera, Pieridae. Gene Ontology annotation, molecular function: nucleic acid binding; RNA-DNA hybrid ribonuclease activity. The record is from RefSeq and is a predicted model, not a curated record.
AUGACUAGUUUAGUCCAUUCAAAUUACAUUGCUGGGAAAUGUGAGAAAGGAGUUAACGUUUUGCGUGCGCUGUCUGGAGUUAGCUGGGGCGCGCACCCUUUCUCUCAGAAGCUUCUGUAUAAUGCUGUGAUCCGUAGCCACUUUGAUUAUGCGUCAUUUUUAUUGGAACCAUGUAAUAAGUCCGGCAAUCAAAUUUGGGACAAAAUCCAAUCUAAAUGCUUACGGAUUAUUCUGGGUGCUAUGAGAUCCACAGCAAUUAACGCCUUACAAAUAGAAUCCGGUGACCCCCCUCUUCAUUUUAGGAAACAGUACUUGUGUGAUAGAUUUAUUUGGAAACUUUUUCAAAAUUCUUCCCAUCCCCUCCUCGCUAGAUUACAAACUUUACACAGUUUAGUUGACAAUAAUUCAUCGUUCCCCCUCUUAAAAUCCUACUCAUUCAUUUUAGCAUUACCCUAUACUUUGUAUAAAUCCCCCUCCAAUCCUAUCUUUUGCUCUCCUUUUGAAUCCCUUCUUUUUCGCCCGAAUAUUGAAUUUUUUAAUAUUUUAAAACAAUCCCCCGACGCCAAUCAUAAAUUCAACAGCAUUUUAGCUGAGAAUUGGAGUGGAUGGACCCCAAUUUUCACUGAUGCUUCAAAAACAUCUGAUAGUGAAAACGUGGGUAUAGCUGUCUGGAUGCCAAAAUUUGCUAUCAUGCUGUGCCGUAAAUGCCCACCAGUUACUUCUACCUUUGUGGGCGAGGCUUUAGCUCUGUUAGAAGCGGUACUCUAUGUCCUUUCUCAUAAGCUGACUAAAUCGAUUAUUUUCACAGACUCCAAAAGUUGUUUACAGGCAUUGACUUCCAAUCAAUUUCGGUCAAAGGUGAAAUACCCUGUAAUUAUUAAAUUAAAAGAAGUCCUGUUAGAGUGUAAAGUAAAUGACAUAGAUGUUACCUUGGCUUGGAUUCCUGGACACAGUGGUAUCACAGAUAUCUGCGCUUGACUGAUACAUUUGAGCUUCUUAUAAAUCUAUGAAAUGUAAAACUAUCCACAACGUGACAUUGGCAAAAUUGUGGCAACGCAGCACUGCCAUUCAUAAAAUAAAAUUGAAUUGAAUUCAAA